Messenger RNA from Lepus europaeus (European hare), 1754 nucleotides. RefSeq lists its product as uncharacterized. The transcript has 5 exons. The record is from RefSeq and is a predicted model, not a curated record. Bases 870 to 1526 code for a protein of 218 amino acids. NCBI's taxonomy places the organism in Eukaryota, Metazoa, Chordata, Mammalia, Lagomorpha, Leporidae.
AGCCGAAGCCAGGAAUCCCGUCCAGGUCUCCCACACGUGUGCCAGGAGCCCAAGCACGUGGGCCAUCCUCUGCUGCUUUCCCAGAGACAGAGAGAGACGAGAGAGAUUGUUCCUCUGCUGGUCCAUCCCCCAAAUGCCUGCAAUCCCCAGAGUUGGGCCUGGUGAAACCGGGAGCCUGGAGUGAAACCCGAGUGCCGUGUGGGUGACGGAUCCAGACACGUGAGCCGUCGCCCGCUGCCUCCUUCCUGCGCGUUUGCAGGAAGCAGGAUCCAACGGGGAGGGGCUGGGACUUGAGCCAGGCACUGCAGUAUGGAAUGCGACACCCCAAGUGGAACUCAGCUGCAGCCCGGGAUGCCCACCCCUGCCGUCCGCUCUCUGGCCUGCAGCGCAGAGUGGCUUCCAUAGCGGGACAUGUUAGUGUGUUCUUCAGCGCCUGCUUGUUGGGGGAAUAACAGCCGUUUGGCUUCUCACCUGUGUCAAUCUGGACAUCGCCUGAGCUUGGGACUCUACAGCUGUCCCCUCAGCUCUGGCGAGGAGCGCGUGGCGUCGUCAGGAUCGCUCCUCUCCCCUGCGUGCGCUCGCUCCUUCUCUCUGUCUUCUGUAGUCUUUGCCUACACGGAGGGUGCACGGCCUCCCAAAGGCCGGAUGAGGAAACAACACUGAGGUGUGCAGGUGGCUGCUCCCUUGCCCUUAGGAACGUGCCCGUUCCCCUCAGAACUGAUUCGUGUCCGAUCGGGAAGCCAGAGUUUGCAGAAAAUCCCCGAAAGACCCGGCAGGACGUUUUUGACAGAUUGGUGUCUCCCGCUUGGACGAUCCGGGGUGAACACUCCGGGUUCCAGACCAGCAUCCGGGCCAUUGUGACCCUCAGAAUGCAAAGGGUCAGAAAGUGGGUUCCACUGCAGCCGUCCCGGCGAUGGGAGGAAGCCAGGAGGAACAACAGGCUCUCCAUGCAUCCGCUCCGGCCUUCGUCCCCUGUAACCCCGCAGGCCAGCAUGGGGACAGCCAGCAACAACCCCCCCGGGCUCAAGUUUCCCCCCCUCGCCGCAGGCCAGCUGAAGAGCUACGCUCACCCUGACGUCCUGUGCCGCACCUUUGAGACUCUGUCUAACCUCCACGUGCUGCUCCCAAGUCAUCUGACGGAGAGACUGUGUUCCUACAAGAGUGAAGAAGACAAGCAAAAAUGUGAGGAUCCUGAAUUCUCCGGCUUGGAAAAGAUCUUGUCAAAGUAUCGGCUGCCAGAAGAGGUCCACCUGACCCCAAAGCCGAGCAGAAUGCCCUCUUGGAAAAGGAAAGCCAUCAACAGUCUAGGUGACGGGUGGAAGAAAUGCCACUUGUGGAAAAAGAACACAAAGGAGCCUCCAAUGUCCACCAUCGUUGUCAGAAUGUUUACUCAAGAAAUUACUCCGAGAAGACACAGCCUAAGAAAAGUUCAUAUAAUCAGGAAACUGAGAAAAAACGGCGACCAUAGCAGAGGAGCCGCAGACAGGAAAGUUGCAGUGCCUUCUGGGUAUGCGGGACUUCCCUGAAGCCCAUAAUUCUAAGCAAAGAACACCCAACCCUGUUGUCUGAGGACGACUCAUCUCCCUGCACAAAGCAAACCACAGAUACCAUAGGAAUAGGAGUGAUGCUAAAACUACAAUUUUUGAAUGAAGCAAAUAAAGAAAGAAAAGUAGGAACAACUCCCCAGCAGGUGACGCUACCUGAGUGUUGAUAGCAUUUUUUUUGGUGGGCCGGUUGAACAUGAUCUUCGUGAU